Messenger RNA from Bufo bufo (common toad), 2627 nucleotides. RefSeq names its product CREB/ATF bZIP transcription factor (gene CREBZF). Gene Ontology annotation, molecular function: DNA-binding transcription factor activity. Lineage: Eukaryota; Metazoa; Chordata; Amphibia; Anura; Bufonidae. Gene Ontology annotation, biological process: regulation of DNA-templated transcription. The coding region runs from base 74 to 949 and encodes 291 amino acids. The record is from RefSeq and is a predicted model, not a curated record. The transcript has 3 exons.
UCUACUUCCGGCUUCCGCUUUGCUCGUUUAGACGCCGUUACAUCGUCUCUGUGCGGACUUUCCCUCGCGUGGCAUGACGCGGCGGAGAGCGGCUGUGGAGGCCACCAUGAGACGCAGUCUGAGAGAGCGCCCCGCAGCUGCGGCCCGCACGAGGAGGAGAGAGAGGCGGGGUCGUGCCGCGGCUCCGAAAGAGUCCUCCCGGGAGACGCCCGGUGAGUGGAGUGACCCCUGUGACGAAGCUUUACUAGACGAGCUGCUGUCCGUGCCGGAUGCCGCGACGUGGUGGAAGGAGGACGAGCGCCCCGAGGACCCUUCCCUCGCCGACCUCUUGCAGCAACUAGUCGCGGCUGACGAGCACAUCGGCGCUCAGCACGGCGCACUGUCAGAGCUGAGGCCUAACUGCCUGGAAGAAGCCUCGCCCUCCCUCACAAGCCUAGGCGCGACCGACGCGCUGCACCAGAUGGCCACGAGGGGGCGCGGCGCCGGGAAUAAGAACGCAGUGGCGGCCCGCCUAAACCGCAUGCGCAAGAAAGAAUACGUCAGCGGCCUGGAGUGUAAGGUGGCCCGGCUCUCCGACGAGAACGCCCGGCUGGAGCACGAGCGCAGGGCCCUGGGGGUGCGCGUGCGCGAGCUGGAGUCGGAGGCGCGCUACCUCAGAGCCGUGCUGGCCAAUGACAGCGCCCUGUCGCAGCUCCUGAGCCGGCUGACGGGACUGGGCGGAGUCAAGCUGUCGACGUCACUUUUCCGCGACCAUCCUAAGAAGCCUGAUGACCACGACUAUGCGCUGCCCGGACUUGUCUGUGCCGGUGACCUGGCGGAAGAAGACUCUGCGGCAGCGCCCUCUGGCGGAGUGUGCCUGCAUGUGGACAAGGAGAAGGUGUCGGUGGAGUUCUGCCCGGCCUGUGCCAGGAGCGCAGCCUCUUCUGCCAAAAUUUUCUCUUUUAGGUGAACUGUCGGCUUGCUCCAUUGCAGGAGUUAAAGAGCAGUCCCUUACGUCUCGCAACCUGUGGAUUCAGCUGUAUGGGGCGGAAGAUUCGGGACCUGCUGCUGAACACACAUGUCCUGCUUUGUAUUAAAAGGUAGUAUGGUAUUGGUAUGGUACAGGAGGAGACCAGAGGUAAUCCCAGGGCUUUCUUUUCCAUUUUGUUUUUCUAUCCCUGUUUGCAAUGUGUCUAUAAUGUGGGGGACGGCAGACGUUCUGGGGACUUGGAUAUAAAAGCAGAUGCCUGGCUGCUGUACCCCAUUAUAGUGACUGUAUAGUAGUGGCAGCCACAAGAUUCUGACCUAAUAUACAGUCCUGUAUCAUAAAGGCAUCCUGUAAAGUAUCCUGGUAACAUGGGCGCCCAUGAGGGACAGAUCAUCCGUUUUGAGUCCUUUUAACACAGGCAUGCUCAACCUGUGGCCCUCCAGCUGUUGUAAAACUACAACUCCCACAAUGCCCUGCUGUAGGCUGAUGGCUUUAGGCUGUUCGGGCAUGCUGGGAGUUGUAGUUUUGCAACAGCUGGAGGGCCGCAUGUUGAGCAUGCCUGUUUUAACAGAUGUGCUGGGACGUAAACGAAGCAGUUUUAAUGGGGUUGGUCCGUCUCCUACAUUAGGGGAAUAUUGCUAGGAUAUUCUCCCAGUGUCUGAUAGGUGCCUAUCUCUAGAACAGGACCUGCACAAUGAAGGAGAGUGGAGCGCGCAUGCUCAGCCGCCCUCCAUUUCUAUUGGAGUGUCGAAACUUGCUGGGCGCUGUCUUGGCUUUUUCAGUCAGCCCCCAUAAAAGUGAAUGGGCCGGUGGUUGCAUUUGUGCGGUGCACUUCCUAUUCAUUUCUGUGGGACUUACAAAAAAAUUGCUGAGCGCGUUGCAGGGCUUUUUUUGGCAGUCCCGUAGAAGUGAAUGGAGGGCGGCCAUGCAGGAACUUCUUUACUUUGCGGAUUCUGUUCUAUAGAUGCCCCCAAUGUAUGAUAUGGGCCAACUAGUGUUGAGCGAACUUGUGUUUUAAGUUCGGCGUCUAAAGUUCGGGUUAUUGAAGAAUCGCGUUAUGGAUUCUAAAUUCCGUUAUGGUCCGUGGUAGCGGAAGCCAUAACGCGAUUCUUCGAUAACCUGAACUUUAGACGCCGAACUUAAAACACAAGUUCACUCAACACUAGGGCCAACCCCUUUAAGACGCGCUUUAAAAAAGACCUCAACAUUGAGAUCUGGCAAAUGGGAAGAUGACCCUUUUUUGAUAUUUAACAGCUUUGGUCAUUCAGAACGUAUCCAGUGGAUGUAUGGGAAGUGCAGAUCUCGGUAUUCAUUACCAGGUUUUACUGGACUGAGCUAACUCCACCAUAUCGUCCUAGGGUGCAGCCUAUGAUGGGGUGUAGUACCUGGCCAUCUGCUUCCAAAUAUGAGCCCCACACGUGAAUCAGAGGUGAGGGUAAACCUGCAGAGGAUGACGUUUCCCGUUCUGUACAAUUACUUGUUCACGUGUUGUAUACACUUUACUUGAAUUCUGUCUCAGUUUUGGGAACAAGGCAGCACUGGAAGAAAUGCAGGCGCUUACACGUAUGUUUCAAUUGUCAUUGUAUUACUAUGUACCAUGGAUGUGACUUAUGUUGGUUAGUGUAAGAGAAAGAUGGAAUAAAGCAGUUGCUGCACAUUG